AUGAGACUUCUAAAAUUCCCGUGGUUAACCCAUGUUGAAGAAUCGAGGAAUUAUGAAGUCUAUACAGUAGAUAUAAGUCCCGAUGGAAAAAAAAUAGCAACAGGUGGGCUAGAUGGGAAGAUUCGAAUUUGGUCUCUUGAUAAUAUCAAAAAAGUAAGUCAUGCAUUGAAAUCUAUUGAACAACAGGUCGAUCCCGAUUGGAAAACACCGCUGUGUAGUAUGAAUAGACAUGCUGGGUCUGUUACUUGUGUGAAAUUCUCUCCAGACGGGAAAUAUCUGGCCAGUGGAUCAGAUGACAGAAUCUUAUUGAUUUGGACCCUGGAUGAAGAUCAUCAACAACAUCAAACAGGAGGAAUGUCAUUAUUUGGUAACGAAAAGGAAAAGGAAAGGUGGAACGUUAGGAAAAGAUUGGUUGCACAUGAUAACGAUAUUCAAGAUAUAGCGUGGGCGCCAGAUUCAAGUAUUUUGGUCACUGUAGGCCUAGAUAGAUCAGUUAUUGUAUGGAAUGGUACUACAUUUGAAAAGGUAAAGCGGUUUGAUGUUCAUCAAUCACAUGUAAAAGGUGUAAUUUUUGAUCCAGCAAAUAAAUAUUUUAUUACAGCAUCUGAUGACAGGACGUUGAAAGUAUUUAGGUAUCACAAAACUUCAGGUGAUAUUUCUUUUACCAUCGAGCACAUUAUUAGUGAUCCAUUUGAAGACUCUCCUUUGACGACCUAUUUUAGAAGGUUAUCGUGGUCCCCUGAUGGACAACAUAUUGCAGCACCAAAUGCAACAAAUGGGCCAGUUAGUGCAGUUGCUAUUAUAGACAGAGGUACUUGGACUUCUAAUAUUAGUUUAAUUGGACAUGAUGCCCCAACUGAGGUAGUACGGUUCAAUCCACGAUUAUUUGAAGUAGAUACUAAGGCAAAUUAUAAGCAAGAAAAUAAUAAUGGAUCAGUUGAAUCAAUUAUUGCUACGGCAGGUCAAGAUAAAAGCGUCGUCAUAUGGAGUACAAGUAAAGUUAGACCUAUCCUUGUGGCUUUUGAAAUUGCCAACAAAUCAAUUACAGAUAUGCAAUGGACUCCCGAUGGUUCUAUGUUGUUUGUUACAUCCCUCGAUUCAUCCGUGUCAAUAUUAGCUUUUGAUGAGAAUGAAUUGGGUGUCGCUGUUCCAUUAGAGAAAAAUUAUGACCAAUUACAUAGAUACGGUGUUGAUAAAGAUUCCUUGGAUUUCCCAGAAAGUAUCCAACAAUUGUUGCUUGAUGAUGUGUCUAUACGGCAAAUAAAACAUCCUAGAUUGAAUGCAUUGGAAGAACGAUUGACUGUGGAAACAACCUCAACGGCUACAAAGGUACAAAAUGAACCAGUCCCAUCGUCGUCACAACGAUUCUUACCGAAUGAAACUAUUAAUAUAUUGAUACCGAAAAGGAAGAAAGAUAUGAAAAUGAACAAGACAAUUAUGAAAGACGGUAAGAAGAGAGUAGCGCCUACUUUGAUGACGGCGCAAGUUCAGCCGCUGUUAACGAAGAAGCUAGUACCUCCCACAAAUCUUCCAACUUCAGGCCUAAUUCAAAAAAAGGUACGAACAAAUCAACUACCAGUAGAGCUUGAGGAUAAACUGAGUAAUACGACCAUACCACUUCCCAGACUAGGUAUUCACUCCUUAAUUAUGGGAGUGAAAGAUCAUGAUACGCAUACAUUUAUAGAUGAGGGUGUGUCAACAGAUGCUGAUGAAGAUGAAGCUACAGAUAUGAUUAGCGAACCGAGAUUGACACUUAACUCAAAAUUAACACGAGGGAAAAUUCUGACAGAUGAACCUACUUUGAGAUAUUUGGAAAAUUCUGGAAUAAUUCCCGAUGUUGAUGCAGUUGUCCUACAAUCCGGUAAUAUGAAUUCAUUUUUUGUUUUAGAAAUAAGAAAUGGCGUGGAAAGAUCUAUUCAAUUCGAUAAGGAUGCGCUACUUGAUAAUCCAACUAGAAUUAUUGGUUACCACCAGGGGAAGAGAUGUUUAGAGGCAUUCUUUCCAGAAGUUGUAAUUACUGCUGUGGGGUCAAUGGAAUGGAGCACCUGGUGCAUUGCUACAGCAGAUGGAUCUUUGUAUUUAUUUGGGUAUAAUGGGCAAUUGCGAACACCGAAACUGAAUGUUGGUCAUAAAAUUGUAAAGAUGAAAUGUCAAGAAAAUUACCUUAUCGUUCUCGUUGAUCGAGGACUUUUUUUCGCAUGGGAUUUGAAGACUUUGAAGUUGAUUUUGAAGGAUAUUCCGAUACUACCGAUUAUAAAUAACAUUCCAAUCAAGGGCAGUAAAGUACGAAUUUCAAGAUCCAUUCAAAGGUUCUUUCUUUCUGUUGAAGGAGAGAAAGAUUUGUCAUUGAUUGUUGAACUAACAGAACCAAGAAGAACUUAUCGCUGGGCCAGUGUGCUUGGUUGCUGGGUUGAUAGCACCGUAAGUAACCUUUCAGUAGCAGAAAAGGCUUAA
This is a messenger RNA of Naumovozyma dairenensis CBS 421, 2454 nucleotides long. RefSeq names its product Hir1p (gene HIR1). The coding region runs from base 1 to 2454 and encodes 817 amino acids. Gene Ontology annotation, molecular function: nucleosome binding; protein binding. Lineage: Eukaryota; Fungi; Ascomycota; Saccharomycetes; Saccharomycetales; Saccharomycetaceae. The record is from RefSeq and is a predicted model, not a curated record. The transcript has a single exon. Gene Ontology annotation, cellular component: nucleus; HIR complex. Gene Ontology annotation, biological process: chromatin remodeling; regulation of DNA-templated transcription; DNA-templated transcription.